Messenger RNA from Diospyros lotus (date-plum), 663 nucleotides. RefSeq lists its product as uncharacterized. The record is from RefSeq and is a predicted model, not a curated record. Bases 69 to 503 code for a protein of 144 amino acids. The transcript has 2 exons. Lineage: Eukaryota; Viridiplantae; Streptophyta; Magnoliopsida; Ericales; Ebenaceae. Gene Ontology annotation, cellular component: endoplasmic reticulum membrane; endoplasmic reticulum. Gene Ontology annotation, biological process: intracellular protein transport; endoplasmic reticulum to Golgi vesicle-mediated transport.
UCUUUGUCCUUAAACAACUGAUAUUGAAGGAUUAUUCUUCCAGUUUUUGGUGGGUACAAGCUGAAAGGAUGAUCCAACUUUUGUUCACGCUCUUGAUGGUUGAGAUGGCUCUGAGCCUUAGCCUUGUGUUUAGAAACCCCAUUAGGGACCUGUUGUUAAUGGGGCUGGAUAAGAUGAAGACUGGGAGAGGGCCAUUGAUGGCUAAGAGUGUGUCUGGAACCUUAUUUGUGGUAUUUGUUUCAAGCUUAUUAAGUGCAAUGAAGAUACAGAAGAGAUCAAUGGAGUCAGGUUCAGUCAAUCCAACUGAUCAGGUUCUAAUGGCCUAUCAUCUGCUGGAAGCUUCCCUCAUGGGAUUCUGCCUCUUCCUCGGGUUGAUGAUAGAUCGACUGCAUUACUUUAACAAAGAGCUCUACCGUACAAGGAUUAGUUUGGAGGAAGUGAAGGGAAAACAAUCUGCAAAGCACACAACCAAGGAACCCAAUCCUACUAUGAGGAAGCUUUGAGAUAUGAACCUUUAUAUACAGACAUACAUGCAUAUAUAUAUAUAUAUUUAGAUUAUCUUAAUUAAUUUGCUUAAAAUUUGUAAUUAUAAAUACCUAAUUUCAUUACUCUCUUAUAUAUUUUUUGCAAUUAUUUCUACAACGUACGAUACGUUAGCUCAUA